ACUUUAAAAAUAAAAAGUCGAUAUAUCGGCAUUUAGGCAUUAUUAAUUAUUCUUGAUGAACAUACGGCAGUAUUGACAUGGAGUAAUCUUUCAUUGUUACACACCUGUUGCAUCAAAACAGCUACAGUAAUUGAUUUCUUUUUCUAACAAUCGAAUAAACCGGUAAAUAUACCAACCGAACAGUCAAAUACGAAGCCACUCCGCAUAGUUUCGGAAAAAAGAUUAUUCUUAUGUAAGAGUGAGAAAAUUCGGAGAAUUUUAAACCGGCGUGCUCUACCUGUAAUGCAGUUAUUUUUAUCUACAGGUAAAGCGAUCGCGCAGGGCUUGUGUAUUUAUUUCCCUCAUUGACAUUAGUCAUAAAACGAACAAGCAGUAAAGGGGUUAAUCAAGGACAGAACAAUCAACGUUGUCUGAUAGUAGCACAUCUUCAUACCUGUCAAAACGCAGGUGAGAAGGAAAUACACGCAAGUGUCCCACAGAUAAAAGAUUUAUCGAUAUAUGUGUGUUGUUAACAUGGCCUGAACCGUCUUGUAUAGCGAACAACUACACAAACCACAUAACAUGGUGACAUAAUUCCUCUGGAAUGAAGUCAACCUGUGUCCUGAUGCUUGUCUCGCUCUUUCAAAUGUUCAAGACGCAUACCUCAGUAUCUACUGCAGAGUCCUUGUGCGAUUUACUGCAAUGUCAACACUCGUGUCCAUGCAUGAUCAUAAACGAGCUCUCCAGUAAUGGGAGUUACAUUGCGAGAGCAAAAUGCCUGUGCAUCGGAAGUUACGUAGGAAAAAACUGCGAGGGCAAAUUAUCCAUUUCAGAACCCAAAGCCAAGACAACUUCUGUCUCUUUUAAUGUUCAAAUCAGUUCUUCGAUGCCUAUUUCAGACCCAGUGCAAUAUGUUCCCGAGGACAUCACAGUUCAUUACUGGCAAAACUAUAGUCAACUCACGUGUAGUAUUUUCACCGGGAAAAUGGGUAAACUCUUAACCAUUCAAAACCUACUCCCAGAAACAUUAUACACGCUCUGUGUGGUGAAUGGAAACGUGAACUAUUGCAACCUUCAUGAUGAACAACUCAAUUCCUCCCUAAGUUGUAUAGAAAUUUCAACACCUCUAAGUGAUUCUGAGGAAAUGAAUAAUGAUAAAGAAGAGGAUUGGAUACUUCCUGUGAUAGCCGUGUGUAGUGUGAUGGUCAUACUCUCAAGUGUCUGUCUGUGUUCUGUAGCUAACUGUAGAAAGCGGAGCAAAGUUCAUCUUAAGAACAGAGACUCAAAGGGGCAGCAACAAUGUCUUUCUGCAGAGCUUGACUUAUUUCUGCCCCAGAAUCGUAUGGAAGAAUAUGUGCCAAAUGUGUCGAAUGCCCAUGAAAGGAAUAUGAACAUACACUCGACUUUCCCGAGAUCUGUGCCGGUGGUUCGUCCCCCCAACAUUCCGGGACGCCCCCCUCACAAGAUGAGUCAACAAAGCAUGGGGUAUUCGUCAUUUACAUUAAGGAACUCGAAAUCCCUCUCCCUAAAUACAGUAUUAGAGUGCAGUGGGGAGGAGUGCCCCAGAGAUAACGAGAUAGAUAAUUUAAUCUCAUCUAAUAAAGAAAACACAUAGCCAUGAAUUGAAUCAUUA
Messenger RNA from Magallana angulata, 1612 nucleotides. RefSeq lists its product as uncharacterized. The transcript has 3 exons. Lineage: Eukaryota; Metazoa; Mollusca; Bivalvia; Ostreida; Ostreidae. The record is from RefSeq and is a predicted model, not a curated record. Bases 584 to 1594 code for a protein of 336 amino acids.